Cladocopium goreaui is the source of this 1541-nucleotide messenger RNA. The record is from the annotation of a GenBank genome assembly. Lineage: Eukaryota; Dinophyceae; Suessiales; Symbiodiniaceae.
AGCCCAUUUUACACUCAUGAAUCUGGAAAACGUACUAAGCCAGGGAGGAUCAAACGCGCUCCCUGCGAAAGAGAAGAUGCUGGGGGAAGAUGGACAUGUACCGCUGGCGACCAGCUCAUGUUCCAAGCAACUGGUGCAGGCAUAUCACACCUGUCAGGAAGCAGGAGCGCUGCCGGCAUCACAGAAAGUAGUUCAACAUCGCUGGGCCGAAGUGACCCUAUUUCAGUUUGUAUAUUCGAUGAUCAACACUGGCAUGGGUCUCUGUGUGCUUCCCCAGGAAGCAGACCGGCUCAACAGCGGUGCUGGGAGCCUUUGGGUUGGAAUUUAUCUAGCAGUCUGCGGUGCGGCUCAAUUAAUUUGUCCAUUGGCUGGAAAGUUUUCGGAUCGUCACGCCAGCAGUUGGGGGAGACGACGCCCCUUCAUUGCAACUGGCAGUAUUUUGUCCAUCAUUGCUUUGUUCUUCCUUAGACAGGCCAGCAUUGAAGGAUGGCCGAUGACAUAUCUCUUUGCGCUGCUAGUGGCGCAGAUCUCAUUGAAUUUGGCGUUUUCCGCUCAUAACGGAUUGCCUGCUGACCUCUAUAGUGAUGGGGGUGGCAGCCCUAAGGACACGCAGGAACGAGACACGGCCGGCGUCGUCAGCGCCUUCGUGGCAAUGCACACUUUCUUGGGUUCGCUCUUUGCAGUGCUCAUCAUCAUCGCUACGCAUGAGAUGCCAGUGCACGUACAGUACACCUGCUAUAUGGCUGCCACCGCAGUGGCGUGCACGGUGGUCUGCCAAGCAGCCAACGAGGAAUCAACGCUGCACGCGGAAAAUGCGGAGCCAAUCACUGCUGCCGAGGUCUGUGGCAGCUUUACGCUAGAUCCAUCCGCCCACGAGGAUUUUCUUUGGGUUUGCAUUGGCCGGCUCUUCUAUUAUGUUUCAACGUCGGUGACCGUUUUCUUGUACUACUACCUGCGUGACAACUUGCAGAUCGACGACGAAGCCGAGCUGCGCAUCAAGUUGGCCUCGCUGAUGAUCGCCGCGCAGGUGGUUGGCGCGACCAUUUCGGUCCCAGCGGGUCGCAGCUCCAAUGUCUUCGGCCGAAAACCUGUGAUCUACCUGGCAUGUUCGAUCAUGUCAGUCACCUUCUUGCUCUACAUUUGGGCGCCAUUGGUGCCAGGCGACCUGCGUUGGCACCUGGUCCUCAGCGCUGGGCUGUGCUACGGCCUGGGCAGUGGGAUCUAUGUCAGCGUGGACUACGCCUUGGCGUUGGAUUGCCUACCACAGGGCAAGACCACUGCGGAGGCCUUCGGUCUCUGGGGCGUUGCAGGUUUCUGCGGAUGCACUGCUGGGCCGGUGGUCUCGGGUUUGCUGUUGGCGGCCAAUCAGGUUUCCACUGAGAAACACAUGCAUACAGUUGUCUCGCACUAUGCCUACACUGGCUACGUUGUGGUUAUGCUGCUGGUUGGCGUCUCCAUGAACAUCUUUGUAGUUGGAGCAACUCACAUGAUCAAGGGUACCAAAUGACGGCUUUCGCCUCUGGUAAUUAUGUAGAAAAUCA